Molecule: messenger RNA, 893 nt
Organism: Gossypium raimondii (Peruvian cotton)
Lineage: Eukaryota; Viridiplantae; Streptophyta; Magnoliopsida; Malvales; Malvaceae
Product: classical arabinogalactan protein 4
Exons: 1
Coding region: 206-616 (136 amino acids)
Source: RefSeq, a predicted model, not a curated record
ACAUUAGUGAUUUGAUUUGAUUAAUUAUUUCCUUUCUCUCCUAUCUGUCUGUCAUCUUUCCACUUUCUGCUUCCCUUUUUUAUAUAUAUAUAGUCCCUUCCUCUCUUUUAGUUCCCUCACUCCCAAAAUCUCUCAAUCUCGACAAUUUCUUUCUCAUUUCAAAGCUGUUGGGUUUCUUUUUCUUUUUCUUUUUUCUUUUGGGAAGAUGAGUUCUACAAUGUUCAAGGUUUUAAUGAUCUUGGGUCUUUUGGCCACCUCUUGCAUGGCUCAAGCUCCAACUUCUCCCCCAACAGCUUCACCUUCAGCUCCUCCAACCUCCUCACCACCGCCGGCGGCGACUCCAACACCUUCCCCAACACCGUCACAAACGCCAUCCCCAGCUCCUUCAACUGUUCCUACCCCAUCACCCACCACUUCCCCAUCGCCUUCACCAACAACUUCUUCACCUUCUCCUUCAAUCUCCUCCUCUCCUGCUCCCACCCCAGAAGGCGCAUCUACUCCAGCCUCCGAGCCGACAGCUGACCAAGGUCCUCCUCCCUCCGCUGCCUCCACCAACGGUGUCUUCUUUGGUGUAACCGCUCUCGCUGCUACUUUCUUCGCCGCCCUCCUGGCUUAAGAAAGCGAGUUCUUGCUUUCCUGGGCUAUUCACAGGCUUUUGGAUCACGAUUCUCGAGGAUCUUGUUCAUUUGACUUAGGGAUUUUUUUUUCACUUGUUUUUGUUUUAAUUUAUUUGUUCUGCAUUGUCGUUUAUUAUAAUUCUAUUAAUUUGGGUCUGAAUGGGUUGAUUAUUUCAAUGGUUGAUACGUGGUAGCAUUUCUGAGAUCGACGGUUGUAGAGAUUGGGCUGGUGUACAUCUAUAACAGUGGAAUAAAACAGUUUGUUAUUCUUUUUUA